GCGGCGGCGGCGGCGGCGCCAUGAGCGGGGGCACCCCUUACAUCGGCAGCAAGAUCAGCCUUAUCUCCAAGGCGGAGAUCCGCUACGAGGGCAUCCUCUACACUAUCGACACCGAGAACUCUACCGUAGCUCUCGCCAAAGUUCGGUCCUUUGGUACAGAAGACAGACCAACAGAUCGUCCAAUACCACCUCGAGAUGAAGUCUUUGAAUAUAUAAUAUUCCGUGGGAGUGAUAUUAAAGACCUUACUGUUUGUGAGCCACCAAAACCACAAUGUUCUUUGCCUCAGGACCCAGCUAUUGUUCAGUCUUCACUAGGUUCAUCUGCUUCUUCAUUCCAGUCAGUGGGCUCCUAUGGACCUUUUGGCAGGAUGCCAACGUACAGUCAGUUCAGCCCAAGUUCAUUAGUUGGGCAGCAGUUUGGGGCUGUUGGUGUUGCCGGAAGCUCCUUGACAUCCUUUGGAACAGAAGCAUCAAGCAGCAGUGCCCUCUCCCAAAGUAGUGCGGUUGGUUCUGCCUUUACACAGGAUACAAGAGCUCUAAAAACACAGCUGUCUCAAGGUCGUUCAAGCCCUCAGUUAGACCCUUUGAGAAAAAGCCCAACCAUGGAACAAGCAGUACAGACCGCCUCGGCCCACUUACCUGCUCCAGCACCUGUUGGGAGAAGGAGCCCUGUAUCAACCAGGCCUUUACCAUCUACCAGCCAAAAACCAAUAGAGAAUCAAGAGCACAGGCGAGUUGAAGUACAUAAAGUCUCAAGACCAGAAAAUGAGCAACUCAGAAAUGAUAGCAAGAGACAAAUAGUUCCAGGUGCUCCUUCAGCUCCAAGGAGAGGGCGUGGGGGUCAUCGAGGUGGCAGAGGAAGAUUUGGUAUUCGACGAGAUGGUCCAAUGAAAUUUGAGAAAGACUUUGACUUUGAAAGUGCAAAUGCACAAUUUAACAAGGAGGAAAUUGACAGAGAGUUUCAUAAUAAACUUAAAUUGAAAGAAGAUAAACUUGAGAAACAGGAGAAGCCUGUCAACGGUGAAGAUAAAGGAGACUCAGGAGUUGAUACCCAAAACAGUGAAGGAAAUGCAGAUGAAGAAGAUCCACUUGGACCUAAUUGCUAUUAUGACAAAACUAAAUCCUUCUUUGAUAAUAUUUCUUGUGAUGAUAAUAGAGAACGGAGACCAACCUGGGCUGAAGAGAGAAGAUUAAAUGCAGAAACAUUUGGAAUCCCGCUUCGUCCAAACCGUGGCCGUGGAGGGUACAGAGGCAGAGGGGGUCUUGGUUUCCGUGGUGGCCGAGGACGUGGUAGUGGCCGAGGUGGUACCUUCACCACUCCUCGAGGAUUUCGUGGUGGAUUCAGAGGAGGUCGUGGGGGCAGGGAGUUUGCAGAUUUUGAGUAUAGGAAAACCACAGCAUUUCAACCCCUAGAAGGUCUGGAUUGAUCAUACGGCUUUCUGAAAGGUAAAAAAAAAAAAGAAAAAAAUGGGGGCAUGUGAAAUUUGGCCUUGGUGGGGACAACAGGAUCGUCUUCAGCUUUCUUUCUGCAUCAACUAAUCCCAUGCUCUUGGUAUUCUAACUUAAUAACAUUGUACAAAUGGUUUCUGUAUAAGCAGAUAAAGUUUUUCACAAAGAAUGUGUGUUUCUAACAGUCAGGAUAAGAAUCGGCAGUAAAAAUCAGCGCAUGGUAGCAGCUAUUCCUGAGGAAAAGAGGAGCCCUUCCCUUGGCUUAUGUGUACAGGCCUUUGGUUUAGAAUUAAUCUCACUGGAAAACUAGAGGCUCCUUGACAUUUUUAUUGCUUUUUAUCCCUGGUUAGUUUUUUUUUUUUUAAAAAUCACAGACAGUGCUCUAGUUUUCAGAACUUGAUUUCAUAUUUUAAAUCAUAAUAUUUAAUAUGUAUUUAAUUAUAUUUAAUAUUUCAUGUUUAUUUCAUAUUUUCAUAAAAGUCCUUUUAAAAUGAAUUUUUCAAAUCAUUGCUUUCUCCUGGCUUGAAACAUUGAAGAGAAAUAUUAUUUUGCCACCUGAUAUUUUAUUGCUUAGUAAAGAUAUCAAAGACUUAGGGAUUUUAUUAAUCUUCUUCCAGUAUAUGUUGUCAGUUGUAUUUGAUGAGUUUGACUACUAUGUCAAGGCUUAAUUAUUUUUUGAAAUUAUUACGACAGCACCAAAGGUAGUAGGGCAUACCUGUGUUUUAACCAGGGGAACUUCUUGCUCUGAUAGUACCACUGCUUUAACCUCUAUUAACUGGAAAAUACAGUUAGCAAUAAUGAGCUACUUUUGAGUGUGUAAGGUAUAAAAAGUGUUUCCUGGAAAUCAGUGAAACAAAUUUAUACGUGAAAGUUAAGAGGAGGGUUAAUUUAAAGGUAAUGAAAAAUAUACUUAAAGUAGAGAGAAAUACUUAUUAAUAAACCCUAGUAGUUUGAAACAUGAGCUAAUUUUUUUUUUCCUUUUUAGAAAGACAACAAAGUUGCUGCAUAGUCUACAAACAAGUCUUUAAAAAUAGAUGGAUUUCUAGUUCUUCGUGGUCCUGAGAAUUGGUUUCAGUCUUUGAGAAGAAUGAAGAAGUGAAUUUGCUGUAUAUUUGUCACCAGCACUGGGUUUUUGUUUGUUUGUUUUUCUGCUUAAUUUCAGAGAUACAAUGCAGUUACUUUUGGGGGUGGGGGGGAAGGCUCAUCUUAAAAAAUGAGCAUUAAUUAUAUUUGGAAUAGCAGAAGGUUAAGUAAUUUCUUAUGUAUAGUUAAACUAAAGCAGUACUCCAGUGAAACUUAUAAGUAUUUUUUCAUCACUGAAAGGAUUUUUCUUAUCACUAAAUUGUAUUUGGCAAUUCCUGCAAGUUGCCUGCAGAUAGGGCCGUGAUACUGUGUUUUGAGCCACAGAAGGGUGUGUGUGUGUGUGUGUGUGUAUCUGUCUGUCUGUCUGUCUGUCUAUAUCUUUUCUUUCCUUUUUUCUUUUUUUUCCUUUCUUUUUUUUUUUUGGAAAUCCUGUAAUAUCCCUUUUGAGGUAGCUUAUUUUGUCAAUUAAUUAGGGUGCUGGAUGGUAGAGAAUUUUGUCAGUCAACUAUGUAUACACAGUAAAUACUGUUUCUUAGGCAAAGGUAACUUUUUUAUAUAGUUGUAAAAUUCCAUUAUAUCCCAUUGCCAAAGAAACAUUAAGAACUUUGUAUAGCUGUAUAAAAAGCAACUAAUUUUUUAAAGAAUAAACAUUUUAAAGUCAGCAAACAUACUGUGUCCUUGCAGAAGUUGAUGUGCUGAGGAGCAGAACUGUGGGUGGGUCUUUUUUUCAUAGCUUUUGAGGCUUAAGAUUGUUGAUUUGAUUUUUUUUUUAAUGUUUGGAACAUAAAUGAAGAUUUGAUACAUUCAUUAUCUAAAAAGGAUAAAUUACUCAUGCUUGUUGUAAGAACUUUAUUUUGUAGCAAAUGGCAUAUCACAGGAUUUAUCCAAAUAAUAGAUAUUUUCAGUAUACAAAUGUAAAUAAUCAUAGAUAAGAAUGUAUUAGCUGUAUUUUCAAAUAAGUAUCCCCCCUUUUUUAAGACAAUAAAACUAGGUGUCAAUUAACCUGUUCUUCCUGAUAUGCCUGGAAUUUUGUUGUGAUAUUUGACUCAUUCCAUUAUAUUUCAAGAGGAUUCAGAGUGCUAGAAACUAUUUUGGCAGCCUAUGAGAUACCAUAACACUGGUCUUUAGGCCUGUGACCCACAAAUGACUCAGUAUAGAGUUCAUUGCUAAUGUUAAAUUGUUAGUAAAUCUUUUUGCUAUUUUAAGCUGUAGUGGUGGGGGUGGAAAUCUGGCCACUUUUGUGUUUUUAUGAAGGCCAUGGAAUAAAGGGAUCCAAAGAUUUAAAUAUUUUUAUCUAUUUUGAUUUUUGUUAACUUUCUCCUUAAAAUAAUCAGUAGUGGUAAAGAUACAAAAAACUGCACUGUAGGAGAAUUGAAAUAUUUAAAGGUGGUUGAUAUUUUUAAUUUUAAUUUUAUAUCUUUUGUAUGGCUCUACAAGAAAAUGUUUUGUAAUUCAGUUUCAGUAUUGAGGUCCAGUACUUAGUUUAGAUGAUAUUGUUUAAUACUGUUUGCUUGCAUGUUAACAAAAUCUUUUGGAGGACCCACAAAUUAUGAUAUUGACCACAUUUCUGAGACAUUCAGAACAUCAAAGCAAGUGCUAUGACAAUAGCUGUGUAGACUGUCCGAGAUAUCCUGGGCUACUUUGAAGAAAAAAGAAAAACUGUAGAUACCAAUUCUACAUGCUCUGAAAGUAUGAAUUCAUGCAUUUUUCAAGCCCUCUGGGUCAUUGACUGGGGCAUUUGGUACCCCAAUAAUAACUGGCAGCAUGACAUACCUGCAGUGCACCUUGCAAUAUUAAAGCAGAUUUUUAUUCUGAGACAGAAUAAAAUUAUUCAAUAAAAAA
Messenger RNA from Odocoileus virginianus texanus, 4374 nucleotides. RefSeq names its product LSM14A mRNA processing body assembly factor (gene LSM14A). Lineage: Eukaryota; Metazoa; Chordata; Mammalia; Artiodactyla; Cervidae. Gene Ontology annotation, molecular function: mRNA binding. Gene Ontology annotation, cellular component: P-body. Gene Ontology annotation, biological process: P-body assembly; cytoplasmic stress granule assembly. The record is from RefSeq and is a predicted model, not a curated record.